Liolophura sinensis is the source of this 1959-nucleotide messenger RNA. RefSeq names its product probable E3 ubiquitin-protein ligase RNF144A-A. The record is from RefSeq and is a predicted model, not a curated record. The coding region runs from base 145 to 1038 and encodes 297 amino acids. Gene Ontology annotation, biological process: protein ubiquitination. NCBI's taxonomy places the organism in Eukaryota, Metazoa, Mollusca, Polyplacophora, Chitonida, Chitonidae. The transcript has 9 exons. Gene Ontology annotation, molecular function: ubiquitin-protein transferase activity; zinc ion binding.
GUCACGGCAAAGAUGUUUUUGUGAAAAGCCUUGCCAAAAUAAUGUUGAUCGAAAAGGAAUUUCAUGACUUCGUGUUUCAAGGAAUAGCGGACUGAACGGGGAUCUGAUAAACAAAGCUCCGUUGGGGCCGGACCCACUGACAAGAUGGCUGUGUACUCUGCCAGUAAGAGUAGCGUAGACCUGGCUAUCGACCCUCUCAUCACAUGUCGCCUCUGUCUGAUGGAGUGCCCUCUACUGGAGAUGUACGAACUACAUGACUGUAAAUGUCUGUACUGUGAAACGUGUGUAAAACAGUACCUGAAUGUAUCUAUCACAGAGGGCAACAUACUUGCUAUCACAUGUCCCGAUGCUCAGUGCCGGAAACAGGGCAAAAUGGAGGCUAAAGAGAUAGAGAAACUGGUAGAGCCGUCAUUAUUUGACAGAUACAGACGGCUACGAUUUCAGAGAGAGGUAGAUUUAGAUCCUAAUCGGACAUUCUGUCCGGAGGCUGGUUGUGAUACAGUGUGUCAUGUCUGCUCUUCUGCCAGCGGAGAGACCCAGAGGCCAGCACCUGUCCAGUGCCCUACGUGUGGACUACAGUUCUGCUCUGUUUGUAAAACAAAGUGGCAUGGCACACAGACGUGUGAUGAACAUAUCAAGGGCUCAGAAAAUGAUGUGGGAAUACCUUUCAGCAGUGCUGAAGAUGCCAAAAUUAAACGCUGUCCAGUGUGCCAUGUGCCCAUAGAACGAAAUGAUGGUUGUGCUCAAAUGAUGUGUAAACGCUGUAAACAUGUCUUUUGCUGGUACUGCCUGGCCUCACUUGAUGAUGACUUUCUGUUGCGACAUUACGACAAAGGGCCUUGUAAGAACAAACUGGGUCACUCUCGAGCCUCGGUGAUCUGGCACAGAACACAGGUUGUGGGUAUUUUCGCUGGCUUUGGUGUCUUGUUGUUGGUGGCCUCCCCUUUCCUGCUAUUGGCUGCACCGUGUAUUCUGUGUUGUAAGUGUAAAGUCUGCAAGUGCUGUGAUGAGGACGAUGGAGACGGACUAGCCUCAUGACCGAACUCCUGCCGCCCUCUCCCCAAAAACAACAGAGUGGCCGGAGUAACUCUGGAUAUCCGUCUCUCCAUAACAGUGCAUCUCUCAGAAAAACACCAGAUGUCUCUUUUUAACAACAGAGAUCAUAUUUUUGGACAAGCAGGAUAAAAACAUUGUUAAGUGCUCAGUUUACUACAAUACGUUAUUUCAACGAGGUUUAUGAAGAAUUUUUUUUCAUACUGAAAUCAAGCCACCGUGUUGAGGUUUUACAUCUGUGUUUGAUACUCGAGCAGAUGGUCCAAAAAAUUUUGGAAUUUUGUGUCCUGAUGUUUUGACACAAUGAAUCAUUAUUUGGCAUUACACGAAGUUGUAGGAAAUGUAUGUUCAUGUAUGCUGAUCGUGUCUUGGAAUUGUCUUGACCUCAUCUGGAUUUGAACCUGCAGUUCUUGGUCUUAGUUCAGCAAUGAAACCUACAAGUGCAAACUUAAGCCUAGAACUCUUUUAUUACCUCGACAUCCAUGACGCAUAAUUUACAUCUCCUGCUUACAUAAAGGAAGUGUUCAAAUGCCAAAUUGCUAAACAACAUUUUAUUGGAAGAGAUGUUGCAUGUUAUGUGAACACACUGGCGGUGCAAUGUUUAAAUGAAUAUGUUUGACAGAAAUAAUGGGUACUAAAGUUUUCAGUUUGCUUAAAUAAUUUGCUAAAAUAUUUUCAGUUAGCGGUUAAAACGUUACUGCUUUUGCUGUACACCUGUUUGGUUUUUUGGAUUUUUUUUCUUUAGCAGAAAUCUUCGGACGGAUGGAAGGCUCAUGCUGUAAAAAAUCUUAAGAAAAUAUUUAUGAUAAAAAAUGGGUUGCCAUGUGAACCCUUCGGAUAUUUCUUAAAUACUUCAUUGCUAUUUUGUUUGUUUUCCCUUUUUUUCUUCUCCUGUUAAAUAUUUCU